AUGACAACCUCUUCAAACUACACUAACCUUAGAGACAUUUGGUACACCAUGAUUGGGAUCCCAGGACUGGAAGAUGCACACACGUGGAUCUCCAUCCCCAUUUGUUCCAUGUACAUAGUCGCUGUUGUAGGAAAUACCCUCUUGCUAUUUCUGAUCUUCACUGAUCACAGUCUUCAUGAACCCAUGUACCUUUUCCUCUCCAUGUUAGCCUUGGCAGAUAUCUUUCUCUCCACUGUCACCACACCCAAGAUGUUAGCAAUCUUCUGGUUCCAAGAAGGGGCUAUAUCUUUUGGUAGCUGUGUGUCCCAGAUGUUUUUCCUCCACUUCAUCUUUGUGGCAGAGUCUGCCAUACUGCUGGCCAUGGCAUUUGAUCGCUAUGUAGCCAUCUGUUAUCCACUAAGAUAUACUACCAUUCUAACACCCUCAGUUAUUGGAAAAAUAGGCAUUGCUUCUAUAACUAGGAGUUUCCUCAUCUGUUUCCCCUUGGUUUUUCUGGUUUAUCGGCUUACUUACUGUGGAAGGAACAUUAUUUGUCACUCAUACUGUGAACAUAUGGGCAUUGCCAGGCUUGCCUGUGAUAGCAUUCAAGUCAACAUCUACUAUGGGGUGAUUGUGGCUCUAUUUUCCACAUGCCUGGAUGUGGUGCUUAUCAUCAUCUCUUAUGCCCUAAUACUCUGUACUGUGUUUAGGAUUCCUUCCCAAGAUGCCCAGAUCAAGGCUCUGGGUACUUGUGGCUCCCAUGUCUGUGUUAUAUUAGUGUUCUAUACCCCAGCCUUUUUUUCAUUCUUUGCUCACCGAUUUGGGGGCCACAGUAUACCACUAUAUAUACAUAUUCUUCUUGCCAAUCUUUAUGUGGUGGUACCACCCACUCUCAACCCCAUCAUUUAUGGAGUUAAAACCAAGCAAAUUCAGGAGAAAUUUAUCCAGGUCUUUUCUUUGAGCAAGAAAUUUUGCUGA
Rangifer tarandus platyrhynchus (Svalbard reindeer) is the source of this 957-nucleotide messenger RNA. The record is from the annotation of a GenBank genome assembly. NCBI's taxonomy places the organism in Eukaryota, Metazoa, Chordata, Mammalia, Artiodactyla, Cervidae.